Molecule: messenger RNA, 639 nt
Organism: Postia placenta MAD-698-R-SB12
Lineage: Eukaryota; Fungi; Basidiomycota; Agaricomycetes; Polyporales; Adustoporiaceae
Exons: 8
Coding region: 1-639 (212 amino acids)
Source: RefSeq, a predicted model, not a curated record
AUGCCCGAAGCGUACCCGCUACGGGAGUCCGACCGAUUGCGAUCUUUGUCCGUUGGCCUCAGCGCUCACGGCACAUAUCCACAGCAGGCAUUGGAGCAGGAUACAUUCCAUCAUCCCAGACCCGAGCAGCGACGACAGCACCAGAAAAUAAAUAUGUACAAAGGGUUCCAGAGAGAACAGGGUGAAAACCGCGAGAUUUGGACCUCGCCGCCUGAACCGGACACAGGGCACUUCAUUGGGAAAGUCACCCCAUUUACAUCACAUCGUUUGUACCCUGUUUCCGCAUGUGCUAUUAUAGCACAUCAGCACUGGACCGCCUCAGGCGUUGCCAUAAUCAUGAGUCUCGGUCUGCGUCCUGGCGGAAACGUCCCCCAUGCUGCCCCAGAUACCGCUAGGCCUUAUCCUCUCCCCAAGCUACAAAAAUACACAUUCGUCAUACAUUAUCUCAUCAUCCUCUCGCCUGAGCCUGGGGGGGGGGGGCUGCAGGAUACUUGGGACGCAUCACUCCACUCCCACGCUGCGUCACCACGUAUAACGAAGAUCUCUAGUCAGACUCUUGUGACCCGCCGGAUAAACUCUACAAGUGGCAGAUGUCUCCGCAGUUAUCUCAUUGGCGUCCUAUUUGAUUCCGUGGACUAG